AGCGGUGCACAUGAAUGACCCUGUGUCCUAGGGAUCACACCAGUGGCCUUUUGUAUCGUGUCUGUUAUGUACAGAAAAAUUAUUACAGCCUUAUCAGUUGACUUGGACCAGCUAUGGCUGCAACGGUCGAAGAACUGCAAUCAAAGAUUUGAGUCGGAUUUGUGCAAAUAUCGAAAGCUGGCGCACUAUUAUUAGCAUCUAUUCGGAAACAGAGGGGCGGUCCGGUGGCCUAGGCGAUAACGGCACCGGUCUUCACACGGCAUGGCCCUGGUUCAAAUCCCACCCAGACCACCUCCCCGGAUGCAGGGCGUGACUACUUUGCUACGGGUAAAAUCAAGUCACAGAACGCCAAAAAUGUGGCAGGCUGCUGAGACCUCUCGAGGUUGUAGUGCCAAGGAAGAAGAAAAGAAGAAGUAACACGUUAAUUAAGAUGUCUGAGCGCCCGAAUCAACGGUGAAUAUCUUGGACAAACCGUCCCUAACUUAGAAUGAGCAGCUGAUAACGAAAAGACCGCCAACUACUGACUGACAGAUUUUUUUUCGGAGUAACUUUUUUGCAGUACCCUUCCCAACUAUUCUGAAGCGAUGUGUGACUAGGACUGAAAAAAUGUUUUUUUUUUUUUGUUGAAUUCUUCUUGGGUAAAUAAUCGAGCAAAAUUGACCAUAUCAAUGAUCUUCAUUGCCAUUCGAAGUUAUUCUAUCUUAUGUCGUUCAUACGUGAAUUGAUCAUUUCGAUGCUAAAUUCACCUCUUUUAUCCAGUAGUGAACCCCGAUCAUAGUCAAAGAUUCGUUCCUAGGCGAUCUCUCUCUCGAUCUUUUUUGUGCAUUUGUGCAACUUUUUUGUGCAUUUUCACCAUGGCAGAACGACAACGUGUGUACGCAACGUUACGUGUGUAAAACGCCAUGCGUGAUCGUGUCUGUAGAUCGUAUGCUACACAGCAAAGCCAAGCAUCGAUUGUGCAACGUUGUUUGCGUUGAUGUUAGUGUGUUUCGUCAUACUGUCAUUGGGUGGCAUCUGAGGGUUUGUUUAUGUCUGAUCAGAUUUUGCUUCUCGCCGUUUUCAUUGCUGCAUGUGCCCUUAGCGGACGACCCUGAUAAACUGCUUGUAAAGUGCAUUGGUGUUUUUGGUACUUUGGCCGAAAGACAGGCUUCUAAAGCAGAACAUUCGGUUUUGCCACAACUAUUCAACAGGUCCGGGGGAGACCCUUAACCAACAUGGGUUCCGAUUGUAUGCAGCCCGGCAAGCGUGGCCUUACGGUGUCGGUCGUGAUUCUAGGUGGUGCCUGCCUAUCCGUAAUGCUGGCCUAUCUGGCCUUCGGUGACAGUACGGAUGAGUCGGGCCUGCGAACGCUUCGCAUGGUGAGCAUCAUUUUCCGCCACGGUGACCGUUCACCCACCGACUUCUACCCGAACGAUCCGCACAGAAAUCAUCACUGGACGGGUGGUUUAGGCGCCCUAUCGGAGAAAGGAUCUCAGCAGAUGUACCAGUUAGGAAAGUUGCUGCGACCACGGUACUACCGUCUACUGCCUCCGAACGGUUUAUACUCCAAGGAGCACAUGACUAUAGUGAGCAGCUACGCUGAACGCUGCAUUAUGAGCGCGCAGAGCUUUAUAGCCGGAUUUCUUCCACCGCUGGAAAACACCAACCCCUUGCCGAUACCAUGGCAACCGGCAGCCGUCAAUGUAUUGCCACGCGAUCGAGACACGAUUUUGGCCCAGAAGCAACCCUGCCCGCGAUACGACCAAUCAAAGCAGCGGCUGCUAGCGUACCCGCCCAAAGAUGUUCGGGAGCUGUACGAAAAGAAUGCGGCACUAUUUCGCACGCUAAGCCAAGGUACGGGCCAAAACAUAAGCACCAUCCUCGACGUUGAGCUGCUGUACAAUACGCUCGAGAUCGAGAAAUCGGCGGGUCUGGAGUUGCCUGACUGGACGGAAGGCAUCUUCCCGCAGAAGAUGCUCCCGAUUGCCGAGCGCAGCCUGGCGCUGAUAACCGAGCUUCCGUUGAUGAAGAAAAUUAAAGGCGGUGCGAUUGUGGCCGAACUGCUGGACAAUGCGAUCCGUCGACGAUCCGGCAUACUGAUUCCAGAGCGCAAUAUUUUCAUCUAUUCCGGGCAUGAUGUCACGCUGGUAAACUUUAUGCGGGCGCUGAAUGUAAUCGAUCAAACGACGGGAAAGCCGGACUUUUCCGCGACGAUCGCAUUCGAACUGCACCACAGCAUUACCUUUGAUGAUGACUUUGAGGUGAAGUUGGUGUACUUCUUCAACAGCGACGACAAAUACCCGAAGGAGAUCGAAAUACCGAACUGUGAAAGUCCUUGUUCGCUGACCAAGUUCGAGCAGGUGAUGGACACGGUGCGUUUGAGAAAUUACGACGAAACGUGCCAGCUAGUGUGAGCUGUGUUUUCGGCCCUUGGUCCAACGCAUCUUGUGAUUUCGUUUUUCUCACGCUGCACUAAGAUGCAUGUGAUGAGCGGUUACUGUUAGAACAAAAACGAUUCAAUAUUACCAAAAAGACAAUCUCCUAAGAAACGUAUUUAAAAUCGUGACAUUGUUACAAUGAUUAAUGUUAUAUUGUUGAACUAUGUUGUUACUGUAAUGAAUAAAAACUGUUUGGAACAUA
Messenger RNA from Anopheles stephensi (Asian malaria mosquito), 2619 nucleotides. RefSeq names its product lysosomal acid phosphatase. The record is from RefSeq and is a predicted model, not a curated record. The transcript has 4 exons. Gene Ontology annotation, molecular function: phosphatase activity. Lineage: Eukaryota; Metazoa; Arthropoda; Insecta; Diptera; Culicidae. Bases 1215 to 2393 code for a protein of 392 amino acids. Gene Ontology annotation, biological process: dephosphorylation.